UUCUAUAGUCGUAGAAAUAAACUCAUACGCCUUAGUUGAUCGUUCCAUCUAAAGCAGAAGGAUGGUCGAUAAGCGCCGCGUGCGGAAGGCCAUCAGCCUGUCGGCCUACCCUCUUAUCCGCGAAUUCUUAGGAGAGCUUGCCGGGACCUUCGUUCUAGUGUUAUGCAUUAUCGGAACGCAGGCUCAAGCCGUUUUGACCAACGGGAGACUAGCAGAGUUCUUGGCUAACCGGAUGGGUGAAGGAUUUGGUGUCAUGGCCGGAGUUUGGAUUGCUGGCGGCGUGUCAGGUGCCCAUUUGAACCCAGCCCUGUCGUUUGCCUUGGCCUGCACUGGAAAAUUGCAAUGGCGCAAAUUACCGGUUUAUUGGAUAGCCCAAUAUCUCGGGGCUUUCGCAGCUGCGGCUUGUGUCUUUGCAGUUUAUCUCGAGGCAAUAUUCUAUCGCACCGGAGGCCAGUUUGUCAUGACCGACGAAGACCCGGGAUUCGCUGCCAUUUUCGCUCCUUACCCGUCUGCCUAUCUUUCAAUGACGGGCGCUAUUGUUGAUUCAAUAGUUGGAUCAGCAUUGUUGCUGAUAUGUGCCUCCGCCAUAGUUGACCAAAGGAAUUGCAAAGUCCCUGUUUCUCUUGUUGCCUUUUACAUGGGAUUCGCCGUUAUGGGAUUGGGCAUAAGCUUUAGCAUGAACUGUGGGGUACCAAUCAAUCCUGCUAGAGAUUUAUCACCAAGGCUUUUCACUUACCUGGUUGGUUGGGGUCAACAAGUAUUCAGUUACAACAACUGGAUGUGGUUUUGGAUCCCUCUUGUGAUCCCUCACUUCGGUGCUGUGCUUGGAGCUUUCAUCUAUAUCGUUUUUGUUGAUGCCCACUGGCCCGCAUAAAUGUAUCGCUUAAACAUAUACGUAUAGGAGUAUGUCAAUGCAUAAAACAAAGCACGCGGUACAGAACAAAAUUUUUUUCAAUUCUUUCAAUAAAUCAAAUUUUAAAACCUA
This is a messenger RNA of Daphnia magna, 985 nucleotides long. RefSeq names its product aquaporin-10. NCBI's taxonomy places the organism in Eukaryota, Metazoa, Arthropoda, Branchiopoda, Diplostraca, Daphniidae. The coding region runs from base 62 to 874 and encodes 270 amino acids. The transcript has 8 exons. Gene Ontology annotation, biological process: glycerol transmembrane transport; water transport. Gene Ontology annotation, cellular component: basolateral plasma membrane; plasma membrane. The record is from RefSeq and is a predicted model, not a curated record. Gene Ontology annotation, molecular function: water channel activity; glycerol channel activity.